Messenger RNA from Canis lupus familiaris (dog), 2566 nucleotides. RefSeq names its product transmembrane protein 129, E3 ubiquitin ligase (gene TMEM129). The transcript has 4 exons. Gene Ontology annotation, molecular function: ubiquitin protein ligase activity. NCBI's taxonomy places the organism in Eukaryota, Metazoa, Chordata, Mammalia, Carnivora, Canidae. The record is from RefSeq and is a predicted model, not a curated record. Gene Ontology annotation, cellular component: membrane; endoplasmic reticulum. Gene Ontology annotation, biological process: protein ubiquitination. The coding region runs from base 174 to 1376 and encodes 400 amino acids.
GCGGGACCCCGUCUCCCAAAAUGCCCCGCGGCCGGGGACACCAUCUCCCAGAGCACCCCGCGCCGGCCCGGCGCCCGCCUGCCGACGCCCACCGGGUGGGCGUUCUGGUGUCUGUUUCCCGUCCAGGACCGCAGGGCUCUCCCUGACAGCCUCCUGGCGGCCGCGGCAGCGGGAUGGACAGCCCGGAGGUCACCUUCACGCUGGCCUACUUGGUGUUCGCCGUGUGCUUCGUGUUCACGCCUACCGAGUUCCACUCGGCCGGACUCACGGUGCAGAACCUGCUGUCGGGCUGGCUGGGCAGCGAGGACGCCGCCUUCGUGCCCUACCACCUGCGCCGCACGUCCGCCACGCUGCUGUGCCACUCGCUGCUGCCGCUCGGCUACUACGUGGGCAUGUGUUUUGCCGCUUCAGAUAAGCAGCUGUAUUCUCUUGGCCAGGCCCCGGAGGCCUGGCAGCUCUUCCUCCUGCUGGCAGUGACCCUGCCCACCAUCGCCAGCACCGUGAUCUACUACUGGUCCUGUGAUCAAUGGGCCCGCCACCCACUGGCCCGCACCCUGGCCCUCUAUGCCCUCCCGCAGUCAGACUGGUGGGCUGUGGCCUCCUCAGUCAACACCGAGUUCCGGCGGAUUGAUAAGUUUGCCACGGGGGCACCUGGUGCUCGUGUGAUCGUGACAGACACGUGGGUGAUGAAGGUGACCACAUACCGUGUGCAUGUGGCUCAGCAACAGGAUGUGCACCUGACCGUGACGGAGUCACAGCAGCACGAGCUCUCCCCAGAUUCCAACCUGCCUGUGCAGCUCCUUACCAUCCACGUGGCUGGCACCAGCCCUGGCGUGCAGGCCUUCGACAUCCGGUUUGUGAGUGCCCUGUCUCCUGGAGGCAUGUCAGCAUCCCCAGCAAGAAUGAUGGCCCUCCCUGCCCUGCAGAGGGGCCUUGGCCCCAGCCUAGCAGCCCCCACCUUGUGCAGGCUGAACUCCACGGAGUAUGGUGAGCUGUGUGAGAAACUCCGCGCACCCAUCCGCAGUGCAGCCAACGUGGUCAUCCAUCAGAGCCUGGGCGACCUGUUCCUGGAGACAUUUGCUUCUCUGGUGGAGGUCAACCCAACUUACUCAGUCCCCAGCAGCCAGGAGCUGGAGGCAUGCAUUGGUUGCAUGCAGACACGUGCCAGUGUGAAGCUGGUGAAGACCUGCCAAGAGGCAGCUGAGGGCGAGUGCCAGCAGUGCUACUGUCGUCCCAUGUGGUGUCUCACUUGCAUGGGCAAGUGGUUUGCCAGCCGCCAAGACCCGCAGCGCCCUGAUACCUGGCUUGCCAGCAGAGUGCCUUGCCCCACCUGCCGUGCACGCUUCUGCAUCCUGGAUGUGUGUGCUGUGCGCUGAGCCUUCUGGCUGCAGCAAAGGAGUGGCCUUGGGGGUCCCUGAAAGCCCUACCAGGGACCCCACAGCCACCAUGAGGAGUAGCCAGGGCUCCAGGCCCUUGUUUGUGUUGUCAGCCAGGGACUCUUUUCCCAGCCUCAUGGAGCUUGAGGGUUUUUGUUUAAAAAGGAAGUUUUUUUUGCAGCAGUGGCAGUGGGAUGGGACUUCAGUGCCUCUGCUUCCUUUGCUGCUUGUUUCUCCAGGUAGAGGCAGGUGCUGGACACGAACACGGUAUGGCGUGGGGCCCAUUUCCAGAGCAUUCUGAGGCUGCCUGAGCUAUCUUCUGGGAGACCAGGGGUCUGCCUCCAUGGCCCUACCCUGAACCACUUGCCUUAACUUUAUGCAGCACACCUGCCUCUCAGUUACACACCAGAACCAGGUUCAUCUAAGCUGGUUGCAGUCUGUCCUCCAGGCUUCUGAGUCCAGGCUGGCUGCUGGCCCUGUGGUAGUGUCCCCUCUGCACCCCACCAGGCUGCUGUGAGGAUGCAGAGAGAGGGGUGCAAGUUCAGGGUGAGAGCACUAUGUGGGCUUCCUGGGUGGGGUGGCCCCUACUUAGUUAUCUACGCCCCCUCCCCAGAGGUUCUGGACUUCCUGUCGGGCUGGCUUCCAUCAACUCCUGUAAUUCAGCUGCAUGCUUGGCGGGGGGCGGGGGUUGCCUUUCUCCUGGAGGGCAUGCACCUCCAUGCCUCCUGCUGCCCCAGGAGCCCCGAAAAAGGCCAGGCCUGACUCCUGGCCGGAGAUGGGUAUUGAGACAUCCUACAUCCGGACAAGUGCUUUGGGACAUAGCACAGGGCCCACCACAGCUCUGCACCUGGAGCGGAAUGACGUGCCUCUUCCCCAUUCCUGGUGGCCCAUGGGGAGGGCAGGAAUAGCCCGGCCCACGUGGCUGUGGGUGUAUGUGUGCGGGGGCUCACGCGUGGGGCCCUAAGCCGCGCUCCCCCCUCCCCCCCCCCCCAGCUGUUGUGUCCGCUGAGGUGAGGGACCCAGCUGGCGGCCAUCGGGGCGGGGCCGGCAAGCCCAGCCCCAGCCCCGGCUCACGGGCUGCCAGAGGAGGCCGGGUCGGGUUAUUUUUACUACUAGGGAAAGUUUUAUAAAGGGGAAUUUAUUGUAGCUGAGUGCGACGGUUCUUAAUAAAUGUUCGUCUGAAGUCCGUA